Molecule: messenger RNA, 1434 nt
Organism: Gavia stellata (red-throated loon)
Lineage: Eukaryota; Metazoa; Chordata; Aves; Gaviiformes; Gaviidae
Gene: IRX2
Product: iroquois homeobox 2
Exons: 4
Coding region: 1-1434 (477 amino acids)
Biological process (GO): regulation of transcription by RNA polymerase II; cell development; neuron differentiation
Cellular component (GO): nucleus
Molecular function (GO): RNA polymerase II cis-regulatory region sequence-specific DNA binding; DNA-binding transcription factor activity, RNA polymerase II-specific
Source: RefSeq, a predicted model, not a curated record
AUGUCCUAUCCUCAGGGUUACCUCUACCAGCCCCCCGGCUCGCUGGCUCUGUACUCCUGCCCGGCAUACGGGGCGUCGGCGCUGGCGGCCCCCAGGAGUGAGGAGCUGGCCAGGUCUUCGUCGGGAUCGGCGUUCAGCCCUUACCCGGGAUCGGCAGCUUUCACCGCCCAGGCGGCGGCCACAGGCUUCACCAGCCCGCUCCAGUACUCCACAGACCCCGCCACGGGAUUCCCCUCCUACAUGGGCUCCCCGUACGACGCCCAUACGACGGGGAUGACCGGAGCCAUCAGCUACCACCCCUACGGCAGCCCUGCCUACCCCUACCAGCUCAACGACCCCGCGUACAGGAAAAACGCCACCCGCGACGCCACGGCCACGCUGAAGGCCUGGCUGCAGGAGCACCGCAAGAACCCCUACCCCACCAAGGGCGAGAAGAUCAUGCUGGCCAUCAUCACCAAGAUGACCCUCACCCAGGUCUCCACCUGGUUCGCCAACGCCCGCCGGCGGCUCAAGAAGGAGAACAAGAUGACCUGGGCCCCGCGGAACAAGAGCGAGGACGAGGACGACGACGAAGGCGACGGGGCGAGAAGUAAAGAGGAGAGUCCCGAGAAGAUGCCCGAGAGCAACGAAACCUCCGCGGAGGACGAAGGGAUCAGCUUGCAAGUCGACUCGCUGACGGACCACUCCUGCUCCGCCGAGUCGGACGGCGAGAAGCUGCCCUGCCGAGCGGGCGACCCCCUCUGCGAGUCGGGCUCGGAGUGCAAGGACAAGUACGAGGACAUCGAGGAGGAGGAGGAGGACGAGGAGGAGGAGGAGGAGGACAUCGAGGAGGACGACGGCGGCGGCGGGGAGCGCGACCCGCCGGCCAAGCCCGCCACCUCCUCGCCGCUGGCGGCCGUGGAGGCCCCGCUCCUCGGCCACCCGCACGCCGACGCCGCCCGCAGCGCCAGCAAGGCGGCGCUGGGCGGCCGCGCCUCCCCCGGCCCCGCGACGCCGGCCAGCAAGCCCAAGCUCUGGUCGCUGGCCGAAAUCGCCACCUCGGACCUCAAGAGCCAGACCCUGGGCCAAGGCUGCCAGCCUGCGCCGCUCUCCUCGGCCACCCCCGCCUCCGCCCCGCACAGCGCUGCCUACUCGCCCUCCUCCCUCCUGGGGAGGCAUAUUUAUUACACCUCACCUUUUUAUAGCAAUUAUACAAACUAUGGGAACUUUAAUGCUCUCCAGAGCCAGGGAAUCCUGAGAUACAACUCCGCAGCAGUGGCUUCAAACGAGGGACUAAGUCAGACUGUCCUAAAUGCCAGCUCUGUCCACAAGCAGAGCAGUGACUCUUUGAAAACGAUCACUAACCAGCUAGAACAACAUUACAGGCCCUCUAGUUAUGACUCUAAGAAAGAUCCCACUGAAGUCUGCACAGUAGGAGUACAACCAUACCUAUAG